This is a messenger RNA of Lolium perenne, 3728 nucleotides long. Its product is annotated as GATA transcription factor 26. Gene Ontology annotation, biological process: regulation of DNA-templated transcription. NCBI's taxonomy places the organism in Eukaryota, Viridiplantae, Streptophyta, Magnoliopsida, Poales, Poaceae. The record is from RefSeq and is a predicted model, not a curated record. Gene Ontology annotation, molecular function: sequence-specific DNA binding; zinc ion binding.
UUCUCCAUCCCUUUCCCCUCUCCCCUCUCUCUCUCUCCUUACCCUCUCUCCAAAAGACUGGAUACAGAACAGAAGGAAAAGAAAAAAGAAUACAGAGAAGAAGAAAGAAAGAACAACACCUACCAAACAAGUCUUGGUUUUUCGAGUUCAUGGGCUGAGGAAUUGUUCCAAGGAAUCCCCUCUGGGUCUGAACAGAUUCAUACCGAGAAACACUUCUUGAAUUUCCCCUCUUUUUUUUUUUUUUUGCUCAGGAAUUAUUUAGUACGGAGGAACUGCUCCUUCUUGUUUCCGCCUUGUUUUUCCGUGUUCCUCUGGUUGGGAUUUUCUCCGGUUCUUCCUCGUUUGCUUGUGGGGGCGAGAAGAAGAGAGAGAGGCAUGGGAAAGGAAGGGCCUUGCCGUCAUUGCGGAGUCACAAGCACUCCACUUUGGCGAAAUGGGCCACCAAAUAAGCCAGUGCUCUGCAAUGCAUGUGGCUCGAGAUGGAGAACAAAGGGUUCAUUGGAGAAUUACACACCAAUGCAUUCUCGUGACGAUAUUGAUGCUGAACAACCUAGAGUUAGCAAACUGAAGCCUCCGACAUCGAGGCUGGCUGAACACAAGCAACUGAAGAAAAAGCCAAGCCACAGCAUAAGGGAGAAUGAACCAUUUUCUGAUCAAAACUUCUGGAAGAUGGGGGAUACUGACCCAAGCCGAUCUAGUUCUGGAUCAGCAGUAUCAUAUUCAGAGAGUUUUGCGCCAUAUGGUUCUGCUGAUGCAAGUGAAAUGGCUGGUUCAGCGCAAUCUCAUGCUUGGGAGUCACUGGUACCAUCAAAAAAGAGAAGUUGCGUCACUCGGCCUAAGCCUUCACAGAUGGAAAAGCUUGCCAAGGAUCUUAACUCCAUAAUGCAUGAAGAGCAGUUAUACUAUUUUUCUGGAUCCUCAGAGGAAGAUCUACUUUACCAUAGUGAAACUCCUGUGGGUUCCUUUGAGAUUGGCUAUGGAAGUGUGCUUCUUAGAAAUGCAAACUCAAAAUCAGUGGAGGAAGAUUGGGAAGCAAACUCUGUUCCUGCAGAUAAUAAAUCAUACCUUACAAGUGAAUCGUAUUCAGAGACUGCCUCGUUUGUUGUACAUAGUGGAAGCAAGGGAGCAAGCAAUUCGAAUGCUGGGCCGGAGAAGCCAAAGUCGUUUCCCGUGCAGACACAGCAGGAAAAGGCUAGAAGGGAUAAAUUUCAUUAUUCAAAGCAGCAGACCAUGGAAAAUGUAGAUUCGGCUUUUGUUUCAGUAGUUUUAGAGGGGAAGGACACAAACGAAGCAGGAAAUGAAAAUACCAGUACUUUGUAUGGCCUUACAAAGUCCACUAUGAAGCAUCUCAAAAGACCUCAUGAAAGCCAGUUGCAAAGCUGCCCAGAAGAAACCAUGAGAGGUCCAAAAAGAGUUUCUAGAUAUGGGGCUAUGGCUCCUCAGUUCAAAGGUUCAGUUUUGCCCAAAUCUGGAGGAGCAGCAUUGAACUUAUUCAUGUUACCUCCAGAUAAAUUAUCCAUGCUGCCCCCUCCUCAGUACAUGGAUGAUGAUUGUGAUCAAGACUUGCUGCUGGGGGUUCCUCGCAAUGCACGGCAACCAGAGGCAGAACUUCUUUGCCAACCAUUUCAAAUCAGCUCAGUAGCCCGCAGCUUCACCUCAGAGGACGUGGUCGCUGAUGGCGAGGGGCGUCUCAAGCAACCAUACCCACAAAUACAAAUCUGCGCGGGAAGCCGCGAAGGCAUCGAGUCGUGGGGCCCGGAUCCCUCCGAUCCGCUCGCACGAAUCUCAAAGCGCGAGCCUGAACCCCACUCUCCGGUUCAUCUUAUCUCCUCCCCACCCGCAGUCACCGGCCGCUCCAUUGCCAGUGCCGCCAUGCUGCUCCACCUCCUCACUCCCUCCUCCGUGGCCCCGGCCCGGCCAUCGCCGCGCCGGCCGUGCGCCGCGGUGCGGUGCGCGUCCUCCUCGGCCGCUUCGCCGUCGUCGUCGGCGGCGGCGGCGGUCGCGGCGGCUGGGCAGCAGGUGGCGAAUGUGCACAGCUACGGGACGGUGGACUUCGAGCGGCGGCCGGCGCUGCGGUGGAGCAGUCUGUACCGGCGCGUGGCCGUGGGAAACGGCGGCCGUCCGGUGGGGCGGAUCCUCGGGGACUGGGACGAGGGCGAGCGCCGUCUUGACAAGUGGGAGCUCUGCCGCAUCGCCAAGGAGCUCCGCAAGUUCCGCCGGUUCAACCUCGCGCUCCAGGUAUAUGAUUGGAUGACUGAGCGCAGGGAUAGAUUUCCGCUAUCAGCGAGUGAUAUGGCAAUCCAGUUGGAUCUGGUUGCAAAAGUACGUGGUGUUCCAGAUGCUGAAGAAUAUUUCGAAAAACUUCCUGAUCCUCUCAAGGACAAGCGAACAUAUGGGUCUCUUCUCAAUGUUUAUGCCCAAGCUAAGAUGAAAGAGAAAACAGAAAACACAUUUGAGCUGAUGAGGAAAAAGGGAUUUGCAACUGACACAUUACCUUUUAAUGUAUUGAUGAAUUUUUAUGUGGAUAUUGAAGAGCCUGAAAAGGCGUCUACAGUUACUGAUGAGAUGAAGAAAAGAAAUGUAGCUUUUGAUGUCUGCACUUACAAUAUUUGGAUAAGGAGUUGUGCAGCUAUGAAAGAUGCCGAUGGAAUGGAACGAGUCUUUAACGAGAUGAUUGCUGAUGAGUCUGUUGUUUCCAAUUGGACUACUUAUACCACACUUGCUAGCAUGCAUAUUAAGUUUGAGAACUUUGAGAAGGCAGAAGAAUGCCUGAAAGAAGCUGAAAAGAGAACAACAGGUAGGGAUAAGAAAUGUUUCCAUUUUCUUAUCACACUCUAUAGCCACCUCCAAAAGAAGGAAGAGGUCUAUCGCAUUUGGAAUCGGUAUAAAGCAACUUUCCACACAAUUCACAACCUAGGUUACCAAGAGGUACUGUCUGCCCUUGUUAGGCUAGGGGAUAUUGAGGGAGCUGAACUUCUCUACGAAGAAUGGGCGUCUAAAAGUUCGAGUUAUGAUCCCAAGACUAUGAACAUUUUAUUGGCAUGGUACUCUAGAGAAGGUUUUGUUGUCAAGGCGGAGCAAACUCUCAACAGAUUUGUUGAGAAAGGUGGGAACCCCAAACCAAACACCUGGGAAAUCCUUUCCACAGCAUACCUGAUGAAUAAUCAACUAUCUGAAGCUCUUUCAUCUAUGGAGAAAGCCGCGGCAGUUACUAGUGCAAGUAAAUGGAGACCAAGACUAACCAAUGUUGAGACUCUCCUGGCAUAUUUCAAGGAUAAGAAUGACACAGAGAGUGCAAACAGGUUAAUGAGUGUACUUGAAAGUAGAGGGUGUGCUGAGAUUGAAGAGUACAAGUCUCUGAUUAACACCUAUGCUUUUGCUGCCGCGUGAUGGUGAACCAACAGUAUGAUCAGUGAAAGGUCCCUGAACAUUUGUAUCACUUGCUUGUAACCUAAAUCUCAUGAUAACCCUUGCAGCUGCGAAUUCAUGUGGUACAGUUCUGUGAGCAGCUAGGCACAUUUCGUGAGCUGUUUCCUGACAAAAUUGGACAGUGAGGUACAUAGGCCGGUCACUUAGCUCAGUUAGAAAUUAUGUAAUCAUCAAGAGGAGGCCAUUUACAGGGUUCCUAAGUACUUUCUACAUGUAUAUUGACAUUAGUACAUUACCACUGAAGAUUAAAUCUUGCCUUCUCCAUGGAAGAUUUCAUUUAUGAGACACUUCUUUUAUCU